AGGCUAUGUCACAAAUUUUCCCAAUAAUCGAUUUCUGACUCUUUUGUCGUGCGGGAGAAAUUGUACAAGCGGUUUGUGAUUUCGGCAAAUGAUCGCUAAAUUGAGAAGAAAGGCUAGAAACAAGUGUUGGAUACGAGAAAACUGUGUCUUAGGCCAGCAAUAGUGAUAUUUUGCUAAGUAUUUUGGCUUUAACGAUAGGGAAAUAUUAUCAUUAAAAUUCCGUUUUGUGCGCAGUUUUCCCAAAUCGUCGGAAUCUUGUUGAUUGAAAAUUGAAACCACCACACUAUUGACCAGUUUUGAUAUCGUGCAAAAGGAGUGUGUAGCGCUAUUUGUUAGGUGUAAGAUGAAGUAAGAAGGUGGAAAAAAAAUGGUCUGCUAAAUGAUUGGUGAAAAGUGAAAUCUCAAAUCUUGAACCCAAAAGGAUUUACGCUCGAUUGCGUCCGAACACCCAAUUCCGGAUAAACAAAACUCGCAGACCGGAGUUAACAUCGGAUUGCGAUUCUUUGGUGGAACAUUCAGGCGAUGGUGACCACUCUUCCCGUCGAUCAUGAAAACAACUGUGUAUGCUCUCUGAAUUGAAUAAAUAUCAUAAAUAUAGUAAUGGUUUUCGAAAGGAAAAUAAGCGAACUGAAGUACUGAAUGGACGACCAAGCACCCCUUUCCCCACCGUCGUCCUUAUCGCAUGUCGAGGAUGGCGAAGAGGGACCAACAGUUCUACGGCGCGAUGCCAGUGGAUUGUUUUCCGCCGACGCAAACGGGUCGCAUCGGGUCUCAACGGACUCAACAUCGACAUACGAAAUAGUGGAUUGUAGUAACUCGCCAGAAUCGACCGACGAAAUGUGGACCAAUGUUGUGAAAAUUACCAGAGCCACCAACGAAACAGUAGCCGAAAUGAUGGAGAAUGCCGGUGUCGAGGGUGAAAGUGAUGAACUGGAAGCAGAAGAUGAAUACGAAAUACAAGAAGCUAAACAAUUGAUAAGAUCUUCAACAAAGGAAGAAAAACAACGACACAAUGAGGGAAUAUUGACUAUGAAAUCAAACUCAGCUUCUUCGGAAACAAACUCAUGGGAAACAUUUUCACCUUCAAAAGCGGCCUGCGACGCCGUGGAUAGCAAAGACGUUAUCAAUCCCUUGGAUAAUGCACCUGUGGCACAGACCAAACCAGGGCCUUCGAAGGCAUGUUUUAUCGACGCGUCUUCGUUGUUUGACGAAGACGAGGUUCCGUUUCCCUCUUUUGUGGAUUCUAGCUUACAAAGACAGCAACAAGAAAAAACUACAGUUUCGCUCUCUGCUAUUCUGAGCGAUGAUGAAAAGUUGAAAACUUCCAACAAUUCAACUGUUUUCGAAGUUAAGGAUCAGUAUUGUUCACUUCCAAGCAAUGAAUACUUAGCGAGUAAACUUAAUUUUGACGACAAAAAUCACCUGGAAUCUAGCGAUGGGGACGUUACUAAACAAGAAUCAGAACGAAAGCAAGGUACUUUCCUAUUCCAAAAUUCAAUACAACAAUAUUCUGGUCAUCUCAUUGAACCUCACCUACAAUUCGGAGAUGAAAACUAUAGUGACGUUUCAUUGCCAAGUGUUUAUUCAUCAGGUAGUGAACCAAAUUAUGAGUAUCCUUCUUUUGCCGUGGACAAACCUUCGCGGUUCAUGAGUACCGGAGGCAUAAAUACAAGUGGUUACAAUUCAGGAUCAGCAGAUUACUCUUCCAGAAUGGUAUCACAUAUCGAAACAGAUAAUACUCACUACCCAGAUACACCAUUCAACUCUAUUGUCCAUGUCAACUCUGCUGUUAGUGUUCCGUCGAUAAGUCGACGUUUUAUAAGUGACAGUAGGGAAAGUUCUGUGGAUCGUGAAUCGCAUUCAACACCCAUCAAGAUUCCAAAACGCACCCAAAAACAUGAUGAAUCUGCACCCAUUGUAUCUGGCGGAGCAUCCAUAGAAGACUUCACGCCCAAACAGUGUGAAAGUCCUUCCGUUCGUAGAAGAACUGACACAUGCCCUAUUGUUUCCGGUGGAAUAAGUUUCGAGGACGAUUUCAAACCCGAAGAACGGUCUCGAAAACUAAGCAGUUCAGCAAAAUCAUGGGUGGUCGAUUUAAAGAACUGCCCAGAUGACGAGAAAUCGGCAGCAAUUUCUUCAAUAGAGCACAAUCGUAGUGGUAUGGGCUUUUUUGUGGACUUAGGAAGUUUAAAGACACCGGAGGAGGAAAAAUCUAUUGUGGUGAACAGCAAAGUUCAAAAUCGCACACACCAAGAAUUGAUGAAAAAAUCAACUGGAUUCUAUAUCGAUCUAUCUGAUGGCGAAAGUUCGCGUAGUAAUACACCAAAGUUAGCGAAACCGAGUACUCCUCCGAUUAAAACUAUUUCUAGUGAAAGCUCUAGAGCCGAAUCGGUCGAAAAAGAUUCGAAAAAGAACAUUUUUUCGAUGUUUAUAGAUUUUGGAAACGAGACAACAAAUAAACCAUCUCCGGCUCCAAGAAAAUUGCCUUCGGCAUCUGUUCCCGUAAAGGAAGAGUCGAUUACACCACCUGUCCGUGCUAGACCAACAAAUCUUGGCAGCGAGGAUAAGAAAAAUUGUUACAUGUUCAUAGAGUCAGAAUCAUCACCAGUAGUGAGAAGAAGUAAUGUAUCAUCCGUUGCUCGAACAGAUUCAAAACGACACUCAUGGAAUCCAUCUAGCACAGAAGGCACAUUUCACGAGCGUAGAAUUAUAAAUAGGGAAUAUCAACGCUCUACCAGUGUUACGAGUGACAAAGGCAUCAUGAAUAUUUUGGACAAGAUUCCUCUCUUGUCAAAAACCUCGAGCAUGUCAAUCGAUUCCUCAGUUUCGCCAUAUGAAGAUUUCACCUGUUCUAAAUCUGAGUUAAGCACCUAUUCCAAUCAUUCAGCUUCGUCAAAUUCUGCCCAAUCCAGCAAUGAGUCCAAAGUUUCUCCCAAAGAUGCUUCCAGAGUGCCUGAAAUGACCGCUUCGGUAAAAAAGAAACGGAAGGAUGUUAAAAUUAAUGAAACUUUCGACAAGAGCAGCCAAGGAUCUGUGACGGAUGGAAUAUUGUCAUCGAACGAAGAUACUUCGCCUGUAUCGACUACCGAUACCGAUGAUGUAACCUUUCAAAACAAUCCUGCAGACGAACUUAACGAGUACUUACCAUUAGACGCAAAAGCAGAAAUAACACCAGAAGCUAAAGUCCCCCUACACACAAGCAAGCAAAUGGAAACCAUAGUUGAAGCAGUAGAAAGCUCUCCAAAGCAUGCAGCUCUAAACCCUCGCAGGCCGCCACACACAAUGGAAACACUGCACGCAACUAUCGAAAAGCAGAAACAACUAUUAGAAACCGUAUCUGAGAACGUCGAGUCGCAAAACACGUCUUCGUCGUUUGUCAAACUGUCCGAUAUGGAUAAACCGCCCACUUUGCCGACCAAGUUUGAGCUGCAUUCAAAUCCACAAAACAAUACCAACACAACUGGUUAUAUGUCCAGUUCAGCAGGUUCAAACCGAGUAGCUCGUUUGUUUGGCGACAACACCCAGCAAAAGUACAACACCAUCGGUACGACCGAACAAACGCAACACCAGCAAAGUCAAAGACAACAGCAGCAAAACUAUUACGGCAGCAACAGUGGCGGCGGAACGACAACCAUGGAACGGCAUUCCUGGAACAUGUCUCGGUCCACCGGCAAUAAUUUUAUGAACCUGGUUUCGUCGGUGGAAAACUCUCGCAGUUUGAGUCGCCUGUUUCCGCAUUUAUCGAAAGCCUUUAGCAGCAGUCUGCCAUGUGACGUUGGUAUGAAUGCCGCGGCAAGAGGCAACGAUCUGCACGACUUCAUCACUUCAGAUUUUUCGUGCACUUCAAGCAUAACUUCUAGUCGUUCUGGAAUUGAAUCUAUCGAUGAAUCCAUUUCAAGUCGGCAACCGCGACGCCUGGGAGAGGAUUUGUUAAAAAUGUUCCUUCAGGAAAUCGCCACCGACGUUACGAUCGAGGCAGAAUCCAAGAAAAUGCGCGCUCACAAGUGUAUAUUGAGGUCCCGGUGUCAAUACUUUGCGGCUAUUCUGGCAGGUGGAUGGAUACAGAACAGUGGCAAUGUAAUAAAUCUUCCUGGUUACUCGUACGCUGCCGUGCAUUUCGCUCUCUGUCAUAUAUACUCGGGAGCUUCUCAUCCUCCAGAGGGAAUAAGCUUGAUGGAAUUGGCGGCACUAUCCGAUUUGUUGGGACUUGAAGGUCUCAAAGAAGUGACAGCCUAUGCAUUGAAGACAAACUAUUGCCACAACUUUCACAAGCCAUGCUCGGGUUGUACGGACGGCGUAUUACAAGUCCUACCGGUAACGUUAAACCAUGGAUUGGAUGAUCUGUAUCGUAAAUGUUUGAAAUGGGUGUGCCGGCAUUAUGUGAAGAUUUGGUCCAACAAACAAUUUUCACAGCUUCCACCCGAUGUUGUGAAUCGAUGCAGGCAACAAAUAGUAGCUCAUUUGACGUCUGAAACAGUUCUGAACACAAUUUUGGACAGUGAACAGCUAUUAACUAUUCUGCUUCCAUAUAAGUGGUCUGAAGAAGUUGAAAAUGUUGUAAGAGAUAUUCUGGAUGCUGCGUAUGAUUAUAUUCAAGACCAUUUCGCUUCUUUGUUGGCUAGUGAUAGUUUCCUUUCGCUAGGUCAUAACUACAGUUGGGCUAUUUCCCAUGUUGAACCAAUUUUGUUGCGAGCUGCAACCAGCCUAAGCCCGGAUCAGGCCUGUAAAAGUUAUCCUCGAGCCACCCGGCUGCAUAAGCUACUGCAAGCUAAAGUUCUAACAAUGACGGCAACACCAUCUAGCGAUAACAUGAACGUUAUCAACAUUUACGAUAAAAAGAACAAGAUAGAUAUUGAAUAUAGCCGUGAGGAGGAAGAAAUGGAUUGGUGCGAAGAAUUUGUCGGGAUGGUGAAUGCGAUUCUCUCGGCCGUCGAGCAGUGUUUGAUCAGACAAUGUGCCCGAGCAAUGCGCGUCAACUCUUGGCAGCGAAUGGACGUAGAAUUGCGUAAUAAGAUACAAAAGUUGGCUUGUCUGAUGGAACCGACUGAAGAACGAAAGUCUCGGUCGAGAUAUUCAUAUUCCUCCCAGACAAGCUCUUCUUCUUCGAUUCACUCCAGAACCAACGAUCUCCGUCAGGUUAGGUUGGCUAUUCAAGCGCACACAAAGCGAUCUUACGAAAAUCAUAACAAUCACAACCUGAAUAAUAAAACUCAUACACAACAUACCCAAACCAUCGUUCAUCACAACGAUUUCAGCAACGGAUUGAGCAGCAACCAGAAAUCGGUAAAAGCUAUCGAAACAGCCGAUCGGAAUAAUGUGCGAACCGAUCAUGGAUUCGAGAACGGAAAACUUUCUAAAAGUGCAUCAAAAAAUUAUGGCAAUGAAGUGAAAAUGAACAAAGCGAAUAAUAAAAUGACUUUACUCAGUAAAAAUAAUUUAAUGAUUCACAAACGAUCCCAGUCAGAGGACAUGGGUUCGAAAGUAAUCGCUGCAAAGCACGAGCCAUUAAACAGCAAUACCAAAGCCAAGUUGACAAAUGUGAAGUCACGCUAUUUGGAACCGAAGAAACCUAAGAACACUAGCAAUCUACAGGUUCAGCAUAUGUCGUCUAGCGGCAGUUCUACACGAACAUCUAGUCCCGCCACAGGGCGUAAAAAAUUACCUUUAGGAAACAUAACCAAACAAGAUCACGAAUCAAAUCUUUCGCUGGACAGUCUUUCUUCACCAGCUAAAAAUAUGAAACAUUUAAAAACACGUCCCACAAUAAGUGAAAUGGACGUUUCGAUAGACUCACUAGCUGAAUCUUUAAAAUCAAGUUCAAUCAAAAGCAACACUCUUUCACACGAAUCUCUCAUCUAUCAAGAGUACUUUAAAACAAAAGAUACGAAUGUCGAAAAGUUACGGCAAACCUAUUCCAAAUCAAACACAAACAUCAAAGAACCAAAGUCUAUGGAAUCUCUUGCGGCCAACUCCAAAAAUUCGUCUCAAACUAAACACGUUUUGAAAAACAGCAAUAGCAACAACAAUCAAAAGAUGACAGCAAUCAGCAAAACUGUCGGCAUCAAUCGUACUUCUUCAUCUGCUAGCGUUGGGUCCAAUUCAGCAGCUUCGUUUGUUAAAAAAAGCUUUCUCUCGCAGCGAUCGAAGGAAAUUUUAGCUAGACGGUCCCAGGAGCCGAAGUCGAACUCAACGAAUUCCAGCAACAAAUCCGUUGCAUCUUCGCCUAGUCUCUUGUCUCGUGAUAAAUCCAGCGCAAGCGAAAUUCAAAAGUCUGGUUCCUCCGCUUCUAUUUCUGCUGGAAACUCCGGUUCACGUAAAGUGUUCAGCACGACACUUCAUCUUCGAAAGACAGCCCGCUUGUCACAGGAACCGCCUCUGGUUAAACCAGCGCCGGUGCUCAGUGACAAUAGACCUCUGAGAAGUACUUCAAUUCCAGUAGCGGGAAAACAGCAACGUAAAUCGUCGACAUCGGUCAAUCGAUCGAAUAGCAACAGCAGCACUGGUGGCCGAGUGACUGUGUCGCGAGCUUAUAAUAGCAACGUGGUCAUGAUUCCGGCACCGGUUAUCGCUGCCAGUAAUGGUAAUCACAAAGCAGAAGCGGAUGCAUACUCUUCCUCUUCUUCUUCCGAUAAAAGUAACAGCAGUGCAGGCACUGCAGGUGGUAAAGCACUACCAGCGAGAGUGGAAUCAAAACUGGAACGGUCGAACACAUUCUGCAUGGAAACUUCAGAUAAUCCAGUGGUGCUGCAGAUAAUUGAGUAAAUGUACUACAUUCUUGUUUCGUAUUGGGAACAUGGAAAUAACUGCGUGAUAAGGUAAGAAGACGUUGAUGAGCUAUUUCGGCAACCAUCAGCUUUUUGGGGUUUUAAUUUUGAUAACGUGAUGAUCAGAUGUUUUGAGGCGAACAUUGACCUCAUAAUAAUGCUACUUUGUAUUUUGUUGUCUAUUUCAGUCUCACUACAUUUGGAAAAUAGUUUGGAAUUUUGCGACUGCGUGGUGCGUCAAUAAUCAGCAAAGCUUCAGCUAAACAUCACAAGUUGUAAACAUUAAAAAGCUAUCUAAACCUUACACCAAUGCAGAAAUUUGUAAUGUUAGGAAAUGAAAAACACUUCUCGUAGAAAGAUAAGAGCAAACGAUUUACUUACUCGAAAUUCAUCAUGUACAUCUAGUCAUUUAUUUAUUUCGUGAUCGAUUUCGAAAAAAGUGUGCUGUAUGCUGCCUUCUUUUGAUUUUACUGAGCAGUUUAUUCAAAGCUGAAGUAACCAUAACGACUGUGAUUGAAUUUAGGAAGCAGUAUUUGAGAGGCAUUUAGAUCUUUGCAAAUAACGAAACAUCUGAAGAUUCACUGUUUCUAUCAACACCUUUAAAGAUCAAAAUUAUUUGGGAUUUUUUGACAUAUUUAUUCAUACGACGUUUUCUCAGCCAUUUAUUUGAUGUUCUAUUUGGUCAUUUGGGUUAUUUGACUUACAUCGAUGUGUACUUGUACGGAAAUUUGAAGAUUGUUGUCCUUCAAUUUCAUUACCUUUCUAAAUAUUCAAUGAACCCACAUUUGUACUAAAACAACAACACCAGCUUACAGUACAUUGUAUUGUUACGCUGCAAUUAAGUUCAAAAAACAGUGGACUAAUAUUUUCUGUUAACAUGACCAAUAGAUUAUUCAUUAAUUUAUGAAUUAUUCAUGAAAAAAUGUAUCACCUUAAAAAAAAAAGCAGAAUGAAUUUUGAAUAUACGGUAAAUAACAUCUUUAUUAUUUUUAGAUUCUGCAGCUUCAUGGAAACAAUUCUUCAAUAUUCAUUUAAAAUACUUUAUCUCUGAAAACGUGUGGUUUACUAGUUUUUUUUUAAAAAAAUUACUCAUUUAGACAACUUGCAUUUAAUUUCAUUUAAACUUUCAAUAGUAAGUUUUUAUAAUUGGCUGAUAAAAAAGUCAGAACGGUAAAGUCAAUAAAGAUAUUCUAGUUACUCUUGCCGUUCGUUGUAUAAAUUAAAAAAGAUCUGUAAAAAUGAUAAAAAAUUUUUGCCUCUCGUUUUUUUAAACAUCGAAACAAAAACAAGUCCGUUAAAAACUUUAAAAAUUCUAUAAACUACGCAUUCAUUUUCAAAGAAUGUUUAAUCUGUGAAAUAUUCUAUUCGUGUGUUAUUUCAUAAUAAUUUUUUGGUGUGAAAAUGUCAUAAAUAUUAUAGUUUAUCGUAUUAGUAUACUAAGUACUUUCACUGAAGUCACAACUAGUUAGAUCACGUAACACGAACAAAUGUUACAAUUAAUUAACUUUAAUUUUGCAUUGGUCCUCUUCUAUAAACUGCCGUACUAGUUUUUGUUGAAUUUACUCAUCGACAGUCGUUUUGUGUUUACGUUUAAAAUCUUUCGAAAUUGACAAUUAAUUUUUUUUUUGUCCUAAAACAUACUUUAUUAAAGAUAUUAAAGAUUAAAGAAUAAAAAUACAUUCCCUCCAUUUUUGUUAGAGUAAUUAUUGAUUUUCAUUUCAUUCAGAAAACAAUAACUGUAGGUAUAGCCAUAAGUUAUAAAUAACACUGAAAAAUCCAAACAAAAUACCGAUCAAUGUAAUUCUUUCCUAAACGCAAGCGCGCAGCUAUACUUAAACUGUUUACGCUUGUAAACACUAGUCAUUUGUACAAAGCAGAUUGAUCAAAAUAUCACACAACUAUUUAUGAUAAAUCACAAUAAAGUAGAAUUUGUGCAUUGACAUUAAACUGUACGAGCGCAACGGUAUACAGUAAAAAUAUUGCAAAAUUUUGUCUUCAUAAGCUAAGUUAGGCAUCAUCAACAUUGAGUUAUAAACCGAAACGGUAUGCAAUAUGUGAUUUGAAUUCCGUCAGUUAAGUUAGCAAUUUAUUUUUUAAUUCUAUAAGUUUGUGAUAUGUUUGAAAUUUAAAAAUUGUUGAAAACAUGUUUUCUCUCAUCUUUAUUUUCUUGAUUUGGUAUUAAUUUUUCGGUGCAAAACUUCUCAAAGUCAUAUUACUCGUUGUUCUUUUGUGAUCUAUUUGAUAAUUAAAUUAAAAAAUCAGGAACAAAAAUACA
Molecule: messenger RNA, 9039 nt
Organism: Uranotaenia lowii
Lineage: Eukaryota; Metazoa; Arthropoda; Insecta; Diptera; Culicidae
Exons: 7
Coding region: 640-6762 (2040 amino acids)
Molecular function (GO): protein binding
Source: RefSeq, a predicted model, not a curated record